Molecule: messenger RNA, 1508 nt
Organism: Carlito syrichta (Philippine tarsier)
Lineage: Eukaryota; Metazoa; Chordata; Mammalia; Primates; Tarsiidae
Gene: YIPF1
Product: Yip1 domain family member 1
Exons: 9
Coding region: 154-1134 (326 amino acids)
Biological process (GO): vesicle-mediated transport
Cellular component (GO): membrane; Golgi apparatus
Molecular function (GO): small GTPase binding
Source: RefSeq, a predicted model, not a curated record
CUCACGGUGUGAGUAGGUACCCCUGGGAACCCACUUGACAGACGAGGAGGCCCCGAGGAGCGCGCGCACAACAGAGAAGCCGCGGAAUCGGGAGUCCAACCCAGACCCCUGCACAUUUUCUUCCUCAUAAUUGAGAGAAGACCCACUGGCUGAAUGGCAGCUGUAGAUGACUUGCAGUUUGAAGAAUUUGGUGAUGUAGCCACUUCUCUAGCAGCAAACCCAAAUGCCACCACGAUAAGCAUUGAGGAUCCUGAUGAAACCCCAAAACAUCUGCCAGGACCCCCAAGAGGCUCAGGGAGAGAAGAGGAUGAUGAGUUGCUGGGAAAUGAUGACUCUGACAAAACUGAGUUACUUGCUGGACAGAAGAAAAGCUCCCCCUUCUGGACAUUUGAAUAUUAUCAGACAUUCUUUGAUGUGGACACUUACCAGGUCUUUGACAGAAUUAAAGGGUCUCUUCUGCCAAUACCCGGAAAAAACUUUGUGAGGUUAUAUAUUCGCAGCAAUCCAGAUCUCUACGGCCCCUUUUGGAUAUGUGCCACGUUGGUCUUUGCCAUAGCAAUUAGUGGGAAUCUUUCCAACUUCCUGAUCCAUCUGGGAGAAAAGACAUACCAUUAUGUGCCUGAAUUCCGAAAAGUGUCCAUAGCAGCUACCAUCAUCUAUGCCUAUGCCUGGCUGGUUCCUCUUGCGCUCUGGGGCUUCCUCAUGUGGAGAAACAGCAAAGUUAUGAAUAUUGUGUCCUAUUCGUUUCUGGAGAUUGUGUGUGUCUAUGGAUAUUCACUCUUCAUUUACAUCCCCACAGCCAUACUGUGGAUCAUCCCCCAGAAAGCUGUUCGUUGGAUUCUAGUCACGAUUGCCCUGGGCAUCUCAGGAUCCGUCUUGGCGAUGACAUUUUGGCCGGCCGUGCGUGAGGAUAACCGGCGAAUUGCACUGGCCACGAUUGUCACAAUUGUGUUGCUUCACAUGCUUCUUUCUGUGGGCUGCUUGUUGUCUAUUGUUUUCUGGAGCGGCUUCUUUUGGAUGCAGCAUCCCCAGCAGAAAAGCAGAAUGACCAGAGCCAGCUGGAAAACUGAUGGUGGAUGGCAUAGGGUCCCGACAUGUGGUUGGUGCUGCACUGAGGCCGAAGCACCCGUGUAACAGACAACAAUUGCAUGUUGCCUGGCACGUAUGUGUUUUAGCUUUCCUUUUCACCUGCUGAUUGUCACCUUGGCAGAUUUGGACAGAAAUGCCAGGGAAAUGCCAGGGCAGGGUCAGGCCUGCUCAGUGCCCUCCCCCAAAGUGAUGUGCUUCACUCUUCAUACCUGAAAUAGACCCACUCUAACUGCUCCUGUCCCGUCUCGGAAUUGUGUAGAUUACCUGGGUGAUCCUCUUCUCUGCAGAUACUAGCCAUUCUGAAGUAGCCAAACAGUAAAAACUUUGGUUGGGAUGAAUUGGGAGCUUGAAAAUUUGUCUUUGGUAACCUGAUACUGGGCAACUGGACCUAAUAAUUGCAGAAUAAAUACCUCACCUAA